AUGGAGAGCGAAGAAGAACCCCAAGUUAAAGAGAAGGAGCACUCCAAAACCCCAGAUAUGAAGGUCCCCAACAAAUCAAAGACGAAGCGCUACAGCGAGAUCUUCCGGGACUUCGAUAAUUUUGAACUCUCUUUGGUCAACUCCACUGUAGAGGAGAUGUUUCCAGACCCUGACUCCCAGUCGAUUGCUGAGACCGUCUCUACGGAAACCACAGACAACACUGAGCUGGAUCAUGUGACGUGUGAGGAUGUCUACCCCCCAGAUGACGAUGACAAAGAUGGAGGUCUAUCAGCCCAGGAAGCAGACCUGGCCCUGUGUCGCUGUGAGGGAGGCGUGGAGCUGGCCCUGCAGUAUGCCAAGAUGUGGUGCCGCUACGCCAAGGACCUGCUGGCCUGGAUGGAAAAGAGAAUCAGUCUGGAGCAAGAGUUUGCCAAGAACAUCAUAAAGGCAGCAGAAACGGCUAAGUCCUGUGUGGCUCAGCAGGACAUGAUGCCUCUGCAGUACAUCUACACCAUGGCCCUGGAGCACGAUGUGAAGACCAGCCAGUCUACUAAACAGACAUCAGAACUGCUGCAGCAACGCUGCUACCAGGCCCUGGCAUGCAAGAAGAAUGAGAUUGAUAAGUGGCGCAGGGAGUUCAAGGAGCAGUGGUCCAGAGAACAGAGGAGGAUGAAUGAGGCGGUGGCGGCUCUGAAAAAGGCUCGUCAGCAGUACCUGCAGCGCAGCGAGGACCUGGAGAAGACCAAGGCUGUGACGGCCAAGGCCGGGGACGAGCUCACAGCGGGACACAAGACCCUGGACAAGAGGAGGAAGUCACGUGAUGACGCACAAUCAAAGGUGAUGGAGGCAGAGAUGCAGUACAGACAGUGUGUGUGUGAGGCCCAGGACCACCAGGACAAGCUGGAGAGCUUGAAGGAGAAAAUCAUAGUUCACACCCGUAAACUCAUCUGCCAGGGGGACACUGUGCUCAAGGAGGCCACAGUGAACAUGUUCUACUUCCAGCGUCAGCAGACGGAGCCGGUUCCCCUGGGCUACCACAACCUGGAGUUGACCUGCAGGCCGUGUGAACCCGGGGAGCCCUACCUGCUGUAUAUCUUUAGGAAGAGAAGCCAAGAACAGCCCCUACAAACCUUCACCUUCCAGGAGUUUGUCCCUCAGAACAAGAGUGGCCGUCGUAAGACCAGCAACCCCAGCUCUCUACAGGACUCCUUCUCCCUGCCUGAAGAAAGUCUGGUUAAUCGUAAGGGCUACAGUGACAGUGAGAGCAUUGGAGGCAGUCUGGAGUCUCUGUCCAGCCCAGCCCAUGGCAACAGGAGGCUUCCUAAAGCCCCCUCCACAGGGACAAUGUCAUCAGACGACCUGGAUGAGAGGGACAUAGGCACCGUCCUGGAAGGAGAUUGUGUGGACUCCACUCCAGAGGGGAACGGUACGGCGGGGAAGGUACGGACUACGUCCCGAGCCGCACUGACACACCGACUCAGGAAGAUGAAGAGCAAGAUGGUGAAGUGCAAACAGUGUGACAAUUACAUCGUUGUCAACGGCAUCGAGUGUGAGGAGUGUGGCGUGGCGGUUCAUAGGAAGUGUCUGGAGGUGUUACAGCAUGAGUGUGAGAACAGGAAGGGCGUUCUGUUUGGGGUGGGUUUCUCCCUGUUGCCCCGGGACCGGCCUGACGAGGUGCCCUUUGUGGUCCAGCGCUGCACGGCCGAGAUAGAGAGCAGGGCCCUCACUCUACAGGGGGUGUAUCGUAUCAGUGGGUCGAAGCCUCGCAUCCAGAAGCUGUGUCAGGUCUUCGAGACCCAGAAGGACCAGGUCGACCUCUCUGACCUUUCACCUCAUGACGUCACCUCAGUCCUCAAACACUUCUUCAAGGAGCUUCCAGAGCCGCUGUUGACCUUUGACCUGUACAAUGACUUCAUCUCGGUGGGCAAGGAGAUCCAGCGUCUCAGUGGGAGGGAGGCGACAGCUGAGAUAGUGGAGGACCUCACAUAUAGCCUGAGAGACCUGCUGGGGAGACUGCCCCCAUACCGCUACUACACACUACAGCAUAUGAUGCGUCACCUUCACAGAGUAUCAGAGAAUUACGAGGAGAACAAGAUGUCUCCCAGUAACCUGGGCAUCGUAUUUGGUCCGACCUUGCUGCGCCCGCUGGUGUCUGUAGACGUGUCCAUGGUGGCCCUACUGGAGACUACCUACCAGGCCCUACUGGUGGAGUUCCUCAUCACACACCACCAACACAUCUUCGACGCUCCACCUCCCGUCCCCACCACCCCCCUCCCUGACACCCCUUCCCGGGCGACGUGUUCAGGAGGGGCCCCGAAGACUGUUGCAGGGGCUGACCCUGGCUCUCAGGACCCCCCCGCUGGAGGAGCCUCGUCCAGAGAACGCCCCCGCUCUCUAGAGACUCGCACAAUCAAGAGAGACUUGAGUGAGGGUUAUAUAUCUGACAAGUCGUCGUCCAAUGAGGCAGUGGACCAGCUCAGCCCUGAAGCCAAUGAGAGAGCAGUCGUGGCUGUGAGGGGGGCAUCAGCAGAGGCUGCUGCUCUGGGUGAUCUGGUGGGGGGUCCAGAGCCAGGGGACUCUCCCUCUGUGGGGACCCAGCCACAGAGCCACUUCAGUAGGCAGCCUGUCAAAUACCAGCGCCAGCCCACCCCGGGUCUCCGCCGCUCCGCGGGCACUACCAGGAGAAGGAGAAGCCUUCGAUUGGAGCUCCCCCCCGAGACCACCGCCUACCACCUGCUCAGCCAGGCUGGAGGCCACUCACCAGAGAACCAGACAGAAAGAGAGAAGACACGCCCAUAUGAGGUUCCACAGGGCAGGCUGCGGGCGGGGACAGUGGUAGUAGACCCCUCAAUAGCUGAAACAGCAGUAGCGGCAGGAGCCAAUCCGACACCGAGCACCGGUGCUCAGGAGGCGUGGCUUAGAAGUCGGUUAGCCACAUUGUCUCAGCUGAACGUGAACCAGUCCAAUAACAGUCAGGGGUGGGUGGGUGAGAGGCGGAGACAGGGCAGAGAGGAGGGUCUGAGUGGCCCGGCCCAGAGGAUCCUGUCAGGACUGAAGCUCAGAUGCAGCCACUCAGGACUGCAGCAACACUUUGUCUGA
Salvelinus namaycush (lake trout) is the source of this 3099-nucleotide messenger RNA. RefSeq names its product GEM-interacting protein-like. Gene Ontology annotation, biological process: negative regulation of GTPase activity; signal transduction; activation of GTPase activity. The record is from RefSeq and is a predicted model, not a curated record. The transcript has 21 exons. Gene Ontology annotation, molecular function: GTPase activator activity. Lineage: Eukaryota; Metazoa; Chordata; Actinopteri; Salmoniformes; Salmonidae. Bases 1 to 3099 code for a protein of 1032 amino acids. Gene Ontology annotation, cellular component: plasma membrane.